Ambispora leptoticha is the source of this 1920-nucleotide messenger RNA. NCBI's taxonomy places the organism in Eukaryota, Fungi, Glomeromycota, Glomeromycetes, Archaeosporales, Ambisporaceae. The record is from the annotation of a GenBank genome assembly.
AUGUCAUUCCAACAAAAUUUUGAUGAUUUUUCCGCUUUUUACGAACAUGUCUUAACCCGACUCAAAAAACAAGAAAAAGAAAACUUUUCUACUACCUCGGUUUCUAAUGCAAACGAAAAAAGAAAAGAGAAACCUAAUAAUAACCAAAAAGUCAUAGUUUGCAAUAGAGAUAGCAGUAAAAAUUGGUUCGGAAUAAAAGCUACGGGUCUCCUUGAGCAUGCCUCCUUACUCACCACCCAAGCAACUCUAUUAACUGCUAAUUUCUUAGCACACCACUUAACGGGUCCGAGAAGACCUUCAUGGCCUGUACAAGUCACGUUAAUGUCUUCUUUUAUGAGAAAUCUUGCGAAUCAUACUCACCUUGCUAACGUGCAACUAUUACGCCGCUUCACUGAAAUUCCUAAUCCUUUAAUACCUUCGGAUAUUGUGGUCACUCCUGUAACUUUCCCCGUUUACAAUCGUGGAUUAUAUGGUAUUCUAAGGGAACAUGAUCAAAAAGAAAAUGGGACGCGUGAAAUUGACGGUGAAUGGGUAGUACCAAAAUCUUUAUGGAGUAAAAUUAAUCAGGAAUUUCACAUGAACUCUUCCAAACUCUUUUGGAUCGAUGAGAAUAAUGUGAAAUGGUCAAACGAAAAAGUUGUCUUGGCUAUCCACGGUGGUGCUUAUUAUGUAAUGUCAACUAGAACACACCGAGAUCUAAACUAUCGAUUAUCAAAGUCGACAGGAAGAAGAGUGUUUGCCAUCAAUUAUAGACUAGCUCCCGAAGGUCCAUUCCCUUGUGGUCUUCAUGAUGUCGUACAUUCAUAUUUGUAUUUGACCGAUCCGAAUGGGUUGGCAAUUCAACCUCAAAAUAUUGUGGUAGCAGGAGAUAGUGCUGGUGGUGGCUUAACUUUGGCUCUAUUACUGUAUCUUCGGGAUCAUGGAAUGCCACUUCCGGGAGGAGCAUUAUUAUUUUCGCCAUGGGUUGAUCUGACGAUGAGUUGCUAUAGUUGGGAACAUAAUCAACCAUAUGAUAUUCUCCCCAAAAUUUCAGACGAAGAUCCGCUGCAUCCUGUAAGACUUUACCUGACUCCUUUCGAGGAGCGAUCACAUCUACUCACUCAUCCUUAUGUGUCACCAAUAUUUGGUGAUAUGAACCAUCUACCCCCGCUAUUAAUACAAUGUGGAGAUUCUGAAGUGUUAAGAGAUGAAAUUAUAUUAUUAGCUAAUAAGAUAGAAAAGACAGGCACAACUUUUGUUCAGCAUGAAAUAUAUGAAGAUAUGAUUCAUGUAUUCCAAACAUUUAGUUUUUUGGAACCUGCUCAAAAAGCAGUUGAUGCCGCAGGCUACUGGGUUAAGAAUGUUCUACCAUUACAUCAAAUAAACAUUAACCUUCAAAAGAUACGUCCAAGAACACUUUCAAUGCCUGAUUUCACAAAAUCAAAUGAACCUUUGGUAUCAAAUUCCUUAUAUAACGACGACAGUCUAAGGUCGACACAAUCAACUCCCACAAUGCCUGCAACUGAGGAUAUUGCAAAUUCCGGAGACGAAACAGGAAUCUCAACUCCAGGAGAAUUAUCGAGUGAAGAAAAUAAACUAAAAGGAAUGACUUUCUUUGGACCAUCGGAGCCGCUACCUACUAAAUGUGAUAAAUCUACUUCCACCGAUGAAGAUGGUAUUAUCUUCGCACAAAUGAGAACACCAAGUCCACCUUUAACGUCCGACGAAGAGAGUAGCUUCAAGCAGGAUCAUAUUUGUUUUAGACCUCGAAGACGUUUCCGAUCUUCUAGUCAUCCCGAAUUACGACAAUUAUAUACGAUGUUUACACAAGAUGCGCCUAUUCCCGAAGUGUGUUCGAAGAAUUUGGACAUCUCUGAUGGUCAUGAUCUACAGCAUCAGCCCAGCUCCAAAGAAAUGGUUGAUGUUGCUGUGGGUUCUUGA